Linum tenue is the source of this 649-nucleotide messenger RNA. Lineage: Eukaryota; Viridiplantae; Streptophyta; Magnoliopsida; Malpighiales; Linaceae. The record is from the annotation of a GenBank genome assembly.
UGGAUUCAACGUUACAGGCUGAGGGGAAGAUCAAUUUGGGACCUCUCUUCCUCACAGACAGGGUCAUGGAUAUGGCGAAGGCUCUUAGCUGCUCGUGGAUGGUUCCAGUACAGGUUUGCUACUACUUCAGCAGGGGAAGUAACUUGGGAAGGGAAGGUGAUGGCUCGCUUUUCCAUCCAGCAGGUUUUCGCAGCCUUCUUUGGCGGAAGUUCUUGGCCGAGCUCGUGGGAUGAUCUUCUGAAAUGGAUAUGCAGCAUUGCCAAGCAAGGGGGUAAAGGCCAGGUGAAGAGUGCAUUGUGGUGCUGGUGUCUAAGUAUUAUUUGGAAGGAACGCUGCUUGCGUAUAUUCCAGAGCAGCAAAAGAGAUUGCAGGUUGCUUAUACAACAAUUAGUUGAAGAUUUCAAUUUCUAUGCUAUGGGGAAUGUUAAUUUUCUUAUAGAGAUUAGAGCGAUCCCCAGCUCAGUAGUCUGCUAGUUUUUUAUAGUUAGACUUUUGAUUCUUGUUUACCUAUGUAAAAGGGAUCAGUGGAGCAGGUCUGUUGCUCCUUGUUUUUUUGGGGUCCUGGGUUUUUCCAGGCAGUGCUUAAAUGAGAUGGCCUAUAAUUACCGGAAAAAAAAAUUAUAUUUUCUGAAAUAAAAUUAAAAUAUGG